UGGAGUCAAUUGUGUACAUAAAAUGUACAGUAUGCCCCACUGCAUGCCUCCCCACGACCCUUAUAAAACCCUCAAUUCCCACACAUUUCCCCCAAUCACGUUCUACUUUUCAACCUCACUUAAUCACUGUUUGUUUGAUUCACGGUAAAUUUUGGCUGCCAUAUUGGUUAACACACUCGGGAAAACACCAAUCAAAAUAUGGUUGAAGCAGAGGGAUCUCAUCAAAAGUACCCGACACUGCCACAGGUGAUGGAAGAGGUAAAGAGAAUAACUGAUAUUGGCUUCCCAGUAUUAGCAAUGAGCUUGGUGGGUUAUUUGAAGAACAUGGUCUUAGUGGUGUGCAUGGGCAGACUAGGUAGCUUAGAGCUUGCUGGUGGGGCACUGGCUAUUGGGUUCACAAAUAUCAGUGGCUACUCGGUCUUAUCUGGUCUAGCCACUGGCAUGGAAUCCCUUUGUGGCCAAGCUUUUGGUUCAAGGAACUUGUUAGUGGCAUCUCUGACUUUGCAAAGAACAAUUGUUAUGUUACUAUUUGCUUCAAUACCUAUUGGCUUGAUAUGGUUUAACCUUGAGCCUAUCAUGCUUAGCCUCAAUCAAGACCCUGAAAUAACCAAAGUUGCCAGCCUUUAUUGCCAGUUUGCGAUACCGGACCUUAUAGCCAACAGCCUUCUUCACCCUUUACGUAUUUACUUGCGGAGUAAAGGAACAAGUUGGCCUUUAAUGUGGUCUGCUUUUGUUUCGACCGUUUUUCAUCUCCCAAUCACGAUCGGUUUAACCUUCGGUUUACGAUUAGGUGUCCCUGGGAUUGCCAUUUCCACCUUCAUCACCAAUUUCAACACUCUUUUCUUCCUACUUUGUUGCAUGUUCUAUACUCGAACCACUUUGGUGGACCCGGAGGAUUCGAUACAAACACCAUUGUCUCCACCUCCGUUACCGUCUCUAUCUUCAACAGCUCUAAUGGGCCAGAAGGAAUGGGGAGUUCUACUUCGAUUGGCAAUACCGAGCUGCAUUGCUGUUUGCUUAGAGUGGUGGUGGUACGAAUUCAUGACGAUCCUGGCCGGGAACUUAUCCGAACCCCGAGUGGCUCUCGCAACAUCGGCUAUCGUGAUACAAACAACUUCUCUGAUGUACACAUUGCCAACGGCACUCAGUGCAUCAGCCUCGACCCGAGUCGGCAACGAGCUAGGAGCAGGGAGGCCAACCAGGGCAAAAUUGGCUGCUAUAGUAGCCAUAGGCCUAUCCUUAGUGACCUCAUUUUUUGGACUAAUAGGGACCAUAGUGGGAAGACAAGCAUGGGGAAGAGUUUUCACAAAGGAUAAUGAGGUUAUUGAGCUAACCAUGAUUGUAUUACCCAUUAUUGGACUAUGUGAGCUAGCCAAUUGUCCACAAACCACAAGUUGUGGGAUCCUAAGAGGGAGUGCUAGGCCAGGGAUUGGUGCAACCAUAAAUUUUUACUCCUUUUACAUGGUGGGUGCACCAUUGGCUAUAGUACUAGGCUUUGUAUGGGGAGUAGGGUUCGUGGGGCUCUGUUAUGGGCUAUUAGCAGCUCAGGUUGCAUGUGUGGUCUCCAUGUUAACAGUGAUUUUCAAGACAGAUUGGGAGAAAGAAUCAUUGAAGGCAAAUGACUUGGUGGGCAGCAAAAGUGACCAUUUUGCACAUGGAGACCAAACCCUAACCAUCAAAAGUGAAGAAGGGGUUGUUCCAUUUCUCAAAGAUUUGGAUUCUCAAAAAUGAGCAAAAAUGUUAUAUUUAAAAGAAAAAAAACAUUAAAAUACGUCCAUUUAAUAGGACAAAUUCAAACUACACUUUUUGCCUUCA
This is a messenger RNA of Gossypium raimondii (Peruvian cotton), 1815 nucleotides long. Its product is annotated as protein DETOXIFICATION 55. The record is from RefSeq and is a predicted model, not a curated record. Gene Ontology annotation, molecular function: antiporter activity; xenobiotic transmembrane transporter activity. Gene Ontology annotation, cellular component: membrane. Bases 199 to 1731 code for a protein of 510 amino acids. The transcript has 2 exons. Lineage: Eukaryota; Viridiplantae; Streptophyta; Magnoliopsida; Malvales; Malvaceae. Gene Ontology annotation, biological process: xenobiotic detoxification by transmembrane export across the plasma membrane.